AACAAGAAAGUCAAAAAAUGUCGAAGAAAAAUAAUAAAUUGUCUCAGCGUCAAUUUUUAAAUAAAUUAGAAAUCCCCUAUGAUGAAUUUUCAAGGAUCAGGUGGUUGAAGAGAUCAGAAUUUGGUAUUUACAAAGAUGCAAAUUGGAAGGAGUCUCAUAACAAAGUGGCGUUAUUGCUUCCGAAGGAGAUUAAUCAUUUUUCCAAGUUAAAAGAAGUAAAACACGACAAUAUAGUAAAGUUUCAUGGAACAACACAUGGUAUGCAGUCGCUUUAUAAACUGACUUUGGAAGACAAACUGAAUAUUGCAAAAGAUAUAGCUAAUGGAUUAAAAUAUUUACAUGACGAAGGAAAGAUACAUCACGGUGAUUUGCAUCCAAAAAGCAUAUUUAUUGAUAAUAAACGAGCUCUUAUAACACAUCCAACAAUAUUUACAGUAAUAAACAGAAGUUCUUCAGCGGGUAUCAUGAGAGAUAAAAUUCCUUAUCAAGAUCCACAAUUAUCAAAGAACAUGCGACAACCUCCCAGCAAAAAAUCAGAUAUUUAUAGUUUGGGAGUUAUAUUAUGGAGAAUAUUUAGCAACUAUGAACCGUUUUCAAACUAUGAAAAAAAUUUAAUCAGUCUUAUACGUGAAAUUGAGAAAGAUAUGAGGGAAAAGCCCACGGGAGACGCGCCUGAAAAUUAUGUUAGUAUUUAUGAAAAAUGCUGGUCAUCCAAUUUAAGUAUGAGGCCACCCAUUAAAAAAGUCCUUAACGAACUUAAUAAAAUAAACUGUAAAAUUAAGGGUAGAGUGGACGGUAAUAGUGAUCACGUUGUAAUCAUAUGA
Dentiscutata erythropus is the source of this 824-nucleotide messenger RNA. The record is from the annotation of a GenBank genome assembly. NCBI's taxonomy places the organism in Eukaryota, Fungi, Glomeromycota, Glomeromycetes, Diversisporales, Gigasporaceae.